AUGCCUCAUUCGACUCUCGACGAAGACCGACAAGUGCCCCUUGGCCGCGUCAAGCAGCCAUACAACGAUGCAGCCCCUGUCCAAAACGGACUUGAAAAGUUCCCAGAUAUGGAUGCCAGCGAUAACUCUACCUUUGAGCCGCUUAACUCGAAGUGGAAUCCGCGUCGCGACCCUACGUUUGCCAACGCACCGAUGCUCCGCGGCUCUACUCCAUCUCAUCAAAGGACGAACGGCCACUCUCGUCAAAAGAGCUUGAGCGAGGCCAUCCGGACUAUUAGAACACGCGGCGGCAGUGUCAGCCAGAAUGUCCACGAGAUCACAGAUGCGUUGAAAGCGCCGGUAUCCCCCAAGCUCAUUUUCUUAUGUAUCCUCUGGUAUACCUCGUCUGUCCUCACAAAUACCUCCUCCAAGUCUAUUCUCAUGAGCUUCGACAAGCCCGCGACCCUAACCAUCGUACAAUUCGCCUUUGUCUCCUCAUAUUGCAUGUUGUCCUCCGCCCUAGCGUCAACCUUUCCCAAGAUAAGAACAGCGAUCCCUGCGCUCAAGUAUCCCAUUCGCCCACCCUCGAGAGAUGUUAUUAAGACGACCUUGCCUUUGGCGCUCUUCCAGAUUGGAGGCCAUCUGUUAAGCUCGAACGCGACGUCAAAGAUCCCCGUGUCCCUGGUCCAUACCAUUAAGGGCUUGUCGCCGCUCUUUACGGUCCUUGCCUACCGAUUCAUCUUCGACAUUCGCUACCCGGUUGCCACCUAUGUUUCUCUCGUCCCUCUGACUCUAGGUGUUAUGCUUGCCUGCUCCGGAAACCGCACGUUCGGCGGCCAGCUCGUCGGCGUUCUCUACGCCCUCCUCGCCGCCCUCAUUUUCGUUACCCAGAACAUCUUCUCCAAGCGGCUGUUCAACGAAGCAGCCAAGGCUGAGGCCCAAGGGCUCGGUGUCAAGUCCCGCAAACUCGACAAGCUCAAUCUCCUUUGCUACUCUUCGGGUCUCGCGUUUAUUCUUACGUCACCCAUCUGGUUCUGGACUGAUGGGAUUGUUCUCAUCAAAGAUUUCCUCCACGACGGCUCGAUCGACUUGACUGAGAAGCCCCACAGUUUUGACCAUGGCCGUUUAUUCCUCGAAUUCAUCUUCAAUGGAACGUUCCACUUUGGCCAGAACAUCAUUGCCUUCACCCUACUCUCCAUGGUCUCCCCUGUGACCUACUCGGUUGCUAGCCUGCUCAAGCGCGUGUUUGUCAUCACCGUAACUCUCCUAUGGUUCCGAAAUCCCACCACAUGGAUUCAAGGACUCGGUAUUGCGCUUACCUUCCUCGGGCUCUACAUGUAUGACCGCUCGAGCGCUAGCAACAAGGCUGACCGCAAGGCACGAAUGAUGGCCGAUUCUCCUAAGAACGGGCCUAUACUGCCUUUGACUGAUCGGAAGACUAUGUCACCAAUCAACGGCGGUCUGCGAGCCCCUUUCUACGGCAAUGGCCAUACUAACGGGAAUCACCUCUACACAAAUGGACAUUCUAAUGGUGACACCUCCAAGAAGUCCGACGAUGGGCGAGGUUCUCGACCUAGGGGUCUGAGUAACACGCCGCUUCCUCCGAGGACGAAACAGGAAGAUACGUGGCUGGCUGCUGACAGGGCUAUUGGCGUUCAAUGA
Molecule: messenger RNA, 1641 nt
Organism: Scedosporium apiospermum
Lineage: Eukaryota; Fungi; Ascomycota; Sordariomycetes; Microascales; Microascaceae
Exons: 2
Coding region: 1-1641 (546 amino acids)
Biological process (GO): phosphoenolpyruvate transmembrane import into Golgi lumen
Cellular component (GO): endoplasmic reticulum; Golgi apparatus
Molecular function (GO): phosphoenolpyruvate transmembrane transporter activity; antiporter activity
Source: RefSeq, a predicted model, not a curated record